Messenger RNA from Myotis brandtii (Brandt's bat), 1570 nucleotides. RefSeq names its product leukocyte immunoglobulin-like receptor subfamily A member 6. Lineage: Eukaryota; Metazoa; Chordata; Mammalia; Chiroptera; Vespertilionidae. The transcript is spliced from 6 exons. The coding region runs from base 7 to 1287 and encodes 426 amino acids. Gene Ontology annotation, molecular function: inhibitory MHC class I receptor activity. Gene Ontology annotation, biological process: cytokine-mediated signaling pathway. The record is from RefSeq and is a predicted model, not a curated record.
GACGCCAUGACGUCCAUCCUCUCAGCUCUUCUCUGCCUCGGGCUGAGUCUGGACCAGAGGAUCCACAUGCAGGCAGGGACUCUCCUCAAACCCACCCUCUGGGCUGAGCCAGCCUCUGUGAUGUCCUGGAGGAGCCCCGUGACCAUCUGGUGUCAGGGAACCCUGGAGGCCAAGGAGUUCUGUUUUCACAAAGAGGGAAACACAUUUCCCUGGUGCGGAGUGAAUUCACUGCAUCCAAUGGACAAGGGCAUGUUCAGGAUCACAAGCCUGACAGAGCAUGGUGCUGGGAUAUAUCGCUGUUACUAUCGCAGCCUUACUGGCUGGUCAGAGCGCAGUGACCCCCUGGAGCUGGUGGUGACCAUAGGAACCUACAGCAGACCCAGCCUCUCAGCCCUGCCCAGCCCUGUGGUGACCUCAGGAGGGAAUGUGACCCUCCAGUGUGGCUCAUGGCAGGGAUUUUUUGACAGGUUUAUUCUGACUAAGGAAGGAGAUCACAGGCUCUCCUGGACCCUGGUUUCACAGACACACCUCAGUGGGCAGUUCCAGGCCCUGUUCCCUUUGGGCCCAGUGAACUCCAGCCACAGGUGGACGUUCAGAUGCUAUGGCUGUUACAGGGACAAACCCCACUUGUGCUCACAACCUAGUGACCCCCUGGAACUCCUGGUCUCAGGUACCUUCCCCAAACCCACCUUCUUGGCUGGGCCAGGCCCUGUGAUCCCCCAGGGCAGGCCCCUGACCAUCUCCUGUCAGGGGACCCAGGAGGCUGAGGAGUACCGUCUGGAUAAAGAGGGAAGCCCAGCACCAUGGAAAAGAGAGAAGCCACUGAAGCCCGGGGACAAGGUGAUGUUCUCCAUCCCACUCAUGGCAGAGCAUGAUGCUGGGAGAUAUCACUGUUACUAUCUCAGCCCUGAUGGCUGGUCAGAGCCCAGUGACCCCCUGGAGCUGGUGGUGACAGGAUCCUACAGCAAACCCAGCCUCUCAGCCCUGCCCAGCCCUGUAGUGUCCUCAGGAUGGAACGUGACCCUGCAGUGUGGCUCAGGGGAGGCAUUUGACAGCUUCAUUCUGACUAAGGAAGGAGACCACAGGCUCUCCUGGACCCUGGACUCACGGAGACAGCCCAGCAGUCAGUUCCAGGCUCUGUUCCCUGUGGGCCCGGUGACCCCCAGCGACAGAGGCCCAUUCAGAUGCUAUGGUUAUGACAGGUACAGGCCCCAGGUGUGGUCACACCCGAGUGACCCCCUGGAGCUCCUGGUCUCAGGUAAGGCCCAUUAUUGUCCCUUCCAUUGAUUCAGGCACCAAAUACUGGGGUGUUAUUAGGGUCAUUAAUUUGAGUGCAGCCCCAUAUGAGAGGGUGAGGGGAGCACAAGGGCUCCUGGGCCUGAGUCACAGAGAAAGACAGUGAGGCCUGAUGUCCAGGCCAGGAGAAUGGGGUUAUGGGAGGAGCAGCCCCUGUAAUUCACAUCUGUUCUCUCCAGGUGAGUCUGGGAAGCCCUCCCUCCUGAGCCAGCAGGGCCCCAUUGUGGCCUCUGGACAGAGCCUGACCCUCCAGUGUCGCUCUGAUGUCGGCUAU